AUGAAUCUCCCACUCUGGCGCCUCUGCAACCUCUUUGCCCUAGUCAUCCUAGCACUGGACAUACGAUCAUGGUCCUGGAACCUUCUUCCCUCGUCCUCAUCAUCAUCGCGACAAUUUACCUACAGCAGUAGCAGCUAUCUCGAAGAACGAUACAUACCCAAAACCUUCUCCCUACAGACAGAGUCAUCCCUGCUCAAGGAAUCCCGAAAUGUCCCAAACGAAAGCUUCGUCAUUCUGACAGAAGCGAGUGCGCCCGCACGACGACGCCGUUUCGGCGUGUCGAUGUUCCAUCAGUUGCAUUGUUUGGAGCUGUUGAGGGGGAGGAUCAUGGGGAAUAAUGAGUCUGAAGCCCAUAGCCAUCAUCAUCAUGAGAAUCCGUUGGAAUCGCAGAUCUCGCCUCAUUACCAAGAUAAGCACCUCCAGCACUGUCUGGAUUAUCUCGCGCAGGCCAUCGUCUGCUGCGCAGACGACACGCUCGAACCACCAGAAAGCCACCUUCUCCCCAACGGGAAAAGGAUUGAUCUGAUCGACGGCGAGGGCGUUGUGCAUCAGUGUCGCGAUGCGGCGUUUGUGUGGGAGACGGUGAGGCGGUCGCAGGAAAAAGCGCUGAGGGGGAAGAAAGUACGGCAAGGGGAGACGUUGAGGAGUUUGUUGGUUGUGGAUGAAGAUGAUUGA
Rasamsonia emersonii CBS 393.64 is the source of this 675-nucleotide messenger RNA. RefSeq lists its product as uncharacterized. The transcript has 3 exons. The record is from RefSeq and is a predicted model, not a curated record. NCBI's taxonomy places the organism in Eukaryota, Fungi, Ascomycota, Eurotiomycetes, Eurotiales, Trichocomaceae. The coding region runs from base 1 to 675 and encodes 224 amino acids. Gene Ontology annotation, biological process: mycotoxin biosynthetic process.